AAUUGGUUAUGGCGACCCGUACGCUCAUAGAUGGCUAUAUCCAACUACCUGCGAUUCAAUUCACAGUAGUCCGUCGAAUCCAAGGUUUCCCUUUCGUUCCAAUCCUUAACCUCCUCUCCCCCUGCGCAAAAUAGCAAAAUGGCAAACUCGACUCAGCUCAAGUCCGGCGCCCUACUGGAGCAGAUGAAGCUCCACCUCUCCACCGACGCCGGCAAAGAGAUCACCAAGAAAGUCGGCCUCGUCUAUCAAAUCAACAUCGCUCCCAAGAAAAUUGGAUUCAACGAGGAGAUCUACGUGGUUGACCUUAAGAAAGGAGAGGUUACGAAAGGGCCAUAUGAGGGCGGGAAGCCUGAUGCCACCUUCUCUUUCACGGACGAAGAUUUUUUCAAGGUUGCCACUGGCAAGAUGAAUCCCCAAAUUGCUUUUAUGAGAGGUGCAAUGAAGGUUAAAGGCAGUUUGAGUGCUGCGCAGAAAUUCACACCGGACAUUUUCCCCAAGCCUUCUAAGAUGUGAGCAGACAUGUUGGCAUGUUAGUUGUUUGAUUCACUUUACGUGAUUUUCAAUGUGUCCGAUGCUAAUGAUUUGUAGACUUGAAAGAAUAUCAGGUAAUAGAAAGGGAUAAGAACCGUCAAUCAGUAUUUCUGAUAAAUGGGUAGUCUUUGUUUAUGGAUUAUAUACAGUGGGGCUGAAUGUAAUGCCCUUUCUUUAAAAGCAAUUCGGAAUAACAAUCGUGCUGCCAACAUUUAA
This is a messenger RNA of Rhododendron vialii, 747 nucleotides long. RefSeq names its product sterol carrier protein 2. The coding region runs from base 139 to 513 and encodes 124 amino acids. The transcript is spliced from 4 exons. Lineage: Eukaryota; Viridiplantae; Streptophyta; Magnoliopsida; Ericales; Ericaceae. The record is from RefSeq and is a predicted model, not a curated record. Gene Ontology annotation, cellular component: cytosol.